Ilyonectria robusta is the source of this 913-nucleotide messenger RNA. RefSeq names its product CHD5-like protein-domain-containing protein. Gene Ontology annotation, cellular component: GET complex. Bases 203 to 847 code for a protein of 214 amino acids. Lineage: Eukaryota; Fungi; Ascomycota; Sordariomycetes; Hypocreales; Nectriaceae. The transcript has 3 exons. The record is from RefSeq and is a predicted model, not a curated record. Gene Ontology annotation, biological process: tail-anchored membrane protein insertion into ER membrane.
CUGGAGGGGUUGACAAGGCGGAGCUGGGGCCAUGCAAUCUGUCGGGGCAUGACAUGGCCAGACCACGUUGGCAAACCACCAAAAUCACCACCAGCACCACACGAGCACACUGCAGCCUCGCGAUCUCCGAAAUCCCCGCGCAAUGCGAUAGUAGCUGGCAAUUUAUUUCCUAGCAUCUCCGUCAACGAUCCCCACCGCCGAAAUGCCCUCCCUUCUCGUCGCCAUCUUUGUCGUCGAGGUGGUGGUCAAUGUCAUCAACGCCAUCGGAGCUACCGCCAUCAACAACCUGCUAUGGACGCUGAUCAACUUCCUCCCCGUCCCGACCUCGAAGGCUGCCGGCGAACAGCGCAAGCUCCAGGCCGACUACCUCAAGGUCCGCCGGGACCUCAACGCCACGAGCAGCCAGGACGAAUUUGCAAGGUGGGCAAAGCUGCGCCGGCAGCAUGAUAAGCUGCUGGAACAGCUGGAGAACAAGAAGAAGAGCACGGAAGCCGCGCGAUCCAAGUUCGACACCUACCUGACGGGAGUCCGACUGGUGCUGACCCGAGCACCGCAAUAUUUCCUGCCGUUCUGGUACGCCACGGAGCCCAUGUUCUGGCUGCCGCACGGCUGGUUCCCCUACUACGCCGAAUGGAUCCUGUCGUUCCCCCGCGCGCCCAUCGGCAGCGUCAGCAUUGCUUCAUGGCAGUUGGCAUGCACUGGCGUCAUUGCCUUGUUCAGCGACCUGAUCAUGGGCAUCAUCGGCCUGGCAAUGAGCUCGAAGCAGAAGGAGGUUCCUCUUGCAGCCAAGCCCGCGGCCGAGAAGAAGAGCGGCGGCGCUACUUCCACAGAAAAGAAGGAAUUAUAGAUGGGCAUCAUGUACAUAGCAGAUACGUAGGCAUCCGCAUGGAAUGGAAAAUUGCUUGACCAGACC